GGCAUGCAGAGCCCCUCUUCCUUCCUCACCACUCACGGCAGCCAGAGGGGACGGAAGAUUCCCAAACUCCUCCCUGCCGCUGAGGCUCAGGGCGCCUCUGCGGAUGAAGUGGGCUGCACCAGCCAUCCCUGUGCCCUCGUGCAGAUUCCCAAGCUCUCUGAAGACCCGCCAAGCCACACGUCAAGAUGUUCCUCUUUGCACGCAAGACCAAGACGCCCAUCAGCACCUACACGGACUCCUACAGGCCGCCAAACAGCAUGAGGAAGACCUUUGAGGAGGCGCCCGUGACCCUGUGGAGUGAGAACAAGUUUUUAACGCAGGGCUUGACUGUGCCCAGAGUGGAGAGUCGGGUCGACCAAGCCCACCUGGAGAAGAUGGUGAAGAGGGCAGUGCAGGAAUACUCGUAUAAGAACACGAUGGAGCCGUCGGCUUACCGGCCAUACAAGUACUGGGUGACCAGGGAAGAAGAGAAGUUCAACCCGGUCUUCUGUGGCGAUGACAGGUACGCAACGUGGAGGACAGGGCCCUACAACAGCGCGGCAUGGAACAGAUAUACCACCUACCUUCCACGGAUCCCCAGGGAGGCCGGGAUGGAGUCCAUACUUCGUGGGAUGCCCAUGCAGUAUCCUCCAAAACCUGAACGUCUCAACAAUUAUGAACGAGAAGUUGUGGUUAACAUGCUGAACAGCUUGUCUCGGAAGCAGCUCCCAGCUAUCCAGCACCAGUACAGUAUCCCGGGCAGGAUGCCGUACCAGGGCUACUAUAGCCCCUGCAGCGGGCGCCAUUACUGCUUGCGAGGGAUGGACUACUACGUGGAUGGAGCACCCACCAACGAGCGGCAGAUCAGCCAACUAGUUGAGAAGAUUGUAAGGAAUUUCCCGUUAUACGACCACCACCAAGAGAUGAUGCUCUGUGCUCCUUUGCCCAGCCUGCUGCCAUCUUUCCCGUAUAUGAACCUUAGGUGGGAUACGAGUCAUUUCAAGAGGACUGGAGGGCCACUGAGGGACAGCUAUAUAAUACAUCCUGAGUUUGUUUCGGAAUCCCACCCCAUGCCACCGUGUUGGUAGUAGAAAGUGGAGACAGGUUGCCAUUAAAGUGCCGCUGGUGACUAA
This is a messenger RNA of Hemicordylus capensis (graceful crag lizard), 1112 nucleotides long. RefSeq names its product chromosome 2 C9orf24 homolog (gene SPMIP6). Gene Ontology annotation, molecular function: alpha-tubulin binding. Gene Ontology annotation, cellular component: perinuclear region of cytoplasm; manchette. Bases 186 to 1067 code for a protein of 293 amino acids. The record is from RefSeq and is a predicted model, not a curated record. The transcript has 7 exons. NCBI's taxonomy places the organism in Eukaryota, Metazoa, Chordata, Lepidosauria, Squamata, Cordylidae.